CGUACCUGCGUCGAAAGUGGGAUGCCAGGUGCCAAGGCGGGACCCCACUUUGUGCCGGAGCUCAGCGACAACAGCUUCAACCCUUGAUUGACCCCGUGUCUUCCGAGACCAACAAAUCCUUCCGCUGCAGCUGUGCCCAGAUGAAUUGAUGACGCCUAUAAGGCGCAUCUCCAGAGCAGUUAGAAUAGGAUAGGCAUGGUCCAUUAGGGGAGCUGCCUGCCCGCCCAUCUCGCGCCCUUUCUGCUGCGAUGCUAUCCCGUCGGCUCCUCGUCUUAGCCCGGCAAUCGGCGUUCGGCCGCCUCCCAUUCCGAGCGCCGUCGCCGAUCAUCUCCGCCGAAUCCGUCUUCUUCUCGAAGCUCCGACCGAACUCUCGGCGGCCCGGCGCGCCGUUCGUCCUCCUCCCGCUCCUCGGCGGCCGCAGGCUCUACACUGAGGACCCGCGGUUCCGCAAUGCGCGGCCGCUCUUCUCCAACGGGCAGCUGCGGCGCAUCGUGCGCAGCCCGAGCACGCACACCAUAAUAGUGGCGGCCGUCGUGGCCGCGUGCAUCUUCUACUUCAGCAACCUGGAGACGGUGCCGGUCAGCGGCCGGACGAGGUUCAACUGCUACAGCGCCGAGAGCGUGCGCGAGGUCGGCGAGUCGCAGGCCAAGAUGGUCCUGUACGACCUAGAGAGGAAUGGCGGGAGGAUACUACCGGAUUGGGAUCCGAGGACAAGGAUGGUCAAGCGGGUCAUGGACAAGCUGAUCCCCUUCAGCGGUAUGGCAGACGAGACUUGGGAGGUCUUUGUCAUCGAGGACCCUCAUACGGCCAACGCCUUCGUCUUGCCGGGGGGCAAGGUCUUCGUCUACAGUGGCAUACUACCCCUCGUCCGCAACGACAGCGGUCUGGCGGCGGUCCUUGGCCACGAGAUCGCCCAUAACGUCGCCGACCACGUCGGCGAGCGCCUAUCCCAAUCCAUCGGGGUCAAUGUGCUUAUGUACAGCCUAAUAAUUCUCUUCGGGGCCAUUGGUGCCGCACCGUUUGCCAUACAUCUGUUCGGCGGCGCCAUGAUGGACAUCGCCUUCGGCAAGCCGAUGAGCCGCCUGCAGGAGUCUGAGGCAGACUAUAUUGGCGUCAUGAUGAUGGCCGAGGCUUGCUACGAUCCGAAGGAGGCGGCGAGCUUCUGGGGUAGGAUGGAUAAGGCGCAACAGGCCCAGCCGCCAGAGUGGAUGAGCACACACCCGUCGAACCAAACAAGGAUAGAGAAGAUCCAAGAAUGGCUACCAAAGGCUAUAGAGAAGAGAGAGGCCAGCGAUUGCAGGACCACUACCGCAUUUGCGGAUCUAUUCAAGAGGGCGAUGGAGAAAGGCAUCGUGAUACAGGCGCUGUGAUGCACCUGCCAUGUGGUGCUUUGGCGUUCGGGGUACCAUACAUGAAAUACUUUCAGAUAUGCCAGUGUUUUGGCAGGCUGUUGGACUCUUUGAAGUGACAAAUGAGAUACCUAGAAAAUAAUUAAUUUUUGGAGAAGAAACCAGCCAUCAAGACAUUAUCUAGUACCAUACAACUCCAUAUGAACUAAAAAUCUCACCCUGAUUCA
Phialemonium atrogriseum is the source of this 1576-nucleotide messenger RNA. RefSeq names its product peptidase family M48-domain-containing protein. Gene Ontology annotation, cellular component: mitochondrial inner membrane. Gene Ontology annotation, molecular function: metalloendopeptidase activity. The transcript has 6 exons. The coding region runs from base 249 to 1370 and encodes 373 amino acids. Gene Ontology annotation, biological process: mitochondrial protein processing; protein quality control for misfolded or incompletely synthesized proteins. Lineage: Eukaryota; Fungi; Ascomycota; Sordariomycetes; Cephalothecales; Cephalothecaceae. The record is from RefSeq and is a predicted model, not a curated record.